AUGCAAUCCGCGGCAGGACAGACGGGAGCGCGGAGGCGGACCCCUCCAUUCCCCACGAAGCAAAUGACAAUCCUGGCACUAUGUCGGAUUUGCGAACCCAUUGCCUUCAUGAGCAUUUUCCCCUAUAUAUAUUUCAUGGUCAAAGAUUUCCACAUUACCGACAACGAUGCUCAAAUCUUCAUGUACUGUGGCAUGGUCACAUCGGCUUUCGCUUUCGCAGAAUUCUCGUCUGGAGUGGCUUGGGGUCGACUGAGUGAUAAAAUCGGACGAAAACCAGUUCUGCUUACCGGGCUUGCGGGUACGGCUUUGAGUAUGCUCAUCUUUGGAUUCUCGCCCAAUCUGCCAACAGCAUUGUUGGCACGCGCGCUGGGUGGUCUAUUGAACGGAAAUAUUGGCGUUUUACAGACUACUGUGGCCGAGAUGGUGACGGUGAAAGAACAUCAGCCUCGCGCAUAUACAAUCAUGCCAUUCGUUUGGUGUCUCGGAUCCAUAUUAGGCCCGUCCCUUGGAGGUGCACUGGCGAGACCCGUAGUCAAUUGGCCAGGAACAUUUCAGCAAGGAUCGAUUUGGGAAAAGUUCCCUUACUUACUUCCCAAUCUCGUUUGUACAGUUGUGGUAACUUGCGGAGUAAUUGUCGGAAUCUUAUUUUUGGAAGAAACGCACUCGGAGAAGAAAUACCGACGGGAUCCCGGAUUAGAAGCAGGAAAAUGGAUUCUCAGUAAAUUCACACGAUGCGCCGAAUUAAAGAAUAGUCGAUGCGAAAAGGUGGCAGAGUCUGACGAGAUACUUUCGUUGUUGAAUGGUGAUUCAGAGGAUCAGCCGCCAGGAUAUCGAACAACCCAAGGGUCACCUACUCUUACGUCGACUGUGACUUCUAAGGACCCGCAAGAAACCCUGGAUUUGAAUGCACAUGAUCAAUUUGUUGUUCCUGCAAGAACUAAACCUGCAGCAACGAAGGCUUUUACGAGACAGGUCGUCAUCAAUAUUAUCGGUUAUGGUAUCUUGGCUUACCACACAAUGACUUUCGAUUCCAUGCUUCCAACGAUGCUUUCCUACAAAAAAGAGGACGAUGCUCCACCAUUCCCAGAACCUCAAUUGCCCUUUAAGUUCGUCGGUACAUAUGGAAUGAGCUCUUCAGAUGUCGGCGUGGUUCUUUCGGUCCAAGGAUUAUAUUCGAUGAUUGCUACAAUUUUCUUAUUCCCAAUCGUUGUUCGACGACUGGGAGCUUUGAACUUGUUCAGAACCAUGGCAAUUUCUUAUCCAAUCCUCUAUAUUGUAACACCCUACUUGGUCUUACUCCCAGAGAAUCUUAAAAUGAUUGGUUUGUAUGCGGUUGUCAUCUGGAAAUGCACUUUCUCGACAAUGACCUAUCCAAGCAAUGCUAUUCUGUUGACUAAUUCGGCACCGUCGCUUCUGAUGUUGGGCACCAUCAACGGUGUUGCAGCAUCAACUGCCAGUAUUUCCAGAGCCUUUGGCCCGACGGUCUCAGGUUUCCUCUUGUCGGCUGGUGCUAGCUUAGGUUACUCUGGUCUUGCGUGGUGGUGCAGUGCUAUCAUUGCUAUGAUUGGUGCUGUUAUCAGUCUCUACAUGACUGACAAGGGAGGAAGAAUGGAUGUUGACGAGAAGAGUGAAGAGGACCAUGAGCAAGCAUUCGAUGAUGCAAUGCUUGAUCAUUGUGCUCCUGAUACUGGCAUCGCCGCUGGCGCCGAGCCAAGACACAUCAUUGUCGAACAUUAG
Messenger RNA from Botrytis byssoidea, 1737 nucleotides. RefSeq lists its product as uncharacterized. Gene Ontology annotation, biological process: transmembrane transport. NCBI's taxonomy places the organism in Eukaryota, Fungi, Ascomycota, Leotiomycetes, Helotiales, Sclerotiniaceae. Gene Ontology annotation, molecular function: transmembrane transporter activity. The transcript is spliced from 6 exons. The record is from RefSeq and is a predicted model, not a curated record. The coding region runs from base 1 to 1737 and encodes 578 amino acids.